CGAGAUCAGCAACAUUCCACAGUUCCGCCGCCGACUUUUGUUGCUGUCUCAUACACGCGGCGCUAGGACUCGCACUCAAUCGGUGAAUGCAUGAGAACGACAUCUGUUUGACCUCACGCCUACGCAUGCAAAACGCCGCGAUAUUCCGGACCCAUCCUUAAGUACAGCACAAACAUGCCCUUUCGCCCCGCGCUUCAGCAAACCCUCAGUCGCUAUGCUUGCCAGCCUGCUCUUCGCUCUUGAAGCCUCGGCCGCUGCCCAGAGCUUCACCAUCAUCCCCACGACCACCUCCAUCGUAUCCGAGCACCACUCCUCGAUCACUCUCCCGCCUAAUCCCUACCCCACCUCCUUCGAAUUUGUCGACCCAGUGGAGCACGAGAGGUCCAACAAGCGCCCCAUCGUCUUUGAUAUCAUCACCGCUUCCAUCUUCUUAGGAGGAGUCCUUUUGCUGCUCCUCGUUGUGGGGUAUGCAUACUGCUUCCACCGUCGAAGCUGGUGUAGGCCGCCCGAUGUUGAGUGCGCCAGCCGCGCCAGCAGCAGCAACGAGACCCGCACGGUGAAGGAAGUUGGCUGCGGAAGCGAGGAGAUAAAGGACAAGGACGAGAUAAACCUGUUGGAGGCUCUCACAAUGGAGCCGAGCGUCCAAUACCAGACUCACGCGCCGAGCCUUCCAAAGUCAUGAGUCAGAAACCCUUGAUCGAGCUCCCAAGUCAACCGAUCCACGGCCAACCAAACGACCACCCAUCUACCACAUACCUCUCCGUGGUGCUUCCAUGCAUCUCCAACUGCCCCAGGCGAGGCCGUGGAC
Messenger RNA from Cutaneotrichosporon oleaginosum, 808 nucleotides. RefSeq lists its product as uncharacterized. NCBI's taxonomy places the organism in Eukaryota, Fungi, Basidiomycota, Tremellomycetes, Trichosporonales, Trichosporonaceae. The record is from RefSeq and is a predicted model, not a curated record.